Messenger RNA from Menidia menidia (Atlantic silverside), 1196 nucleotides. The record is from the annotation of a GenBank genome assembly. Lineage: Eukaryota; Metazoa; Chordata; Actinopteri; Atheriniformes; Atherinopsidae.
AUUCAAAAAUAAUAAAAAUCAAAUAAAAAAAUAAAAGUUUCGGUUAGAAUGUAUUGUACCUUUUAUUCAUGUAUUACUUCAUUAACAUUAACCACCUUCAAUGUUUUAACACAAGCAAUAGUGAUUUUUCCUGGGUGGCCCUAUGUUUCAACCAUUCUGAUAACAGAGGUUUUAUCUACCAUAGGUAAGCAUAAAAAAACUGAAGUGGGUGUGUGUAAUGGUUCUCAAGUUACAGGGCCUAUAAAUAUGCGAGUCUCAUAUUGAGCACAACAGUGUCUGCCGCUGCCCGUGAACAAGGACGUGGAACCUUAUAAAAUGAGACUGCUAGUGGUGUUAACCUGUCUAGUGGCAGGGUGCCUGGCACAGAAACCUCACCCAUGUGCAAGUCCUCCUCUCCUGACUGGAGCCCUCACUGUGUCCACACAGAAUGAAAAGCUGUCGACUUUUACUCGAUACAUGUAUGAUGCACUUGGACAGCGGACAAGGUUAAUGGAGUUGGGGACAUAUGAGAAUAAGUCAUUCACCUAUGAUGUGCUGCUGCUCUUCAGGGAGGCUACCAUGUAUGAGAUUUCUUAUAAAAACCGCACAUGCAAGAAGAAGCCCCUGAAGAUAGACUUCCAGCCCCUGGCCAUUCCAAAGACUGCUUCUUUCCUGGGCCAGGCUAUUCUGGGCAGUUCAUCUGGACCCGGACAAGGACUUCUGGUCAACACCUGGACAGGAGAUCUGCCCAACAAAGCUGGAAAAUACAUGAGCACAGUCACUGAAUUCGGUUGCAUUCCUAUCUCCACUAGUUAUCAAACUGAUCAGUUUGGAUGGGUAGUGACAAGCUUCUUCGACAACGUCAUUGGUAUUGCUGAUCCUGGCCUACUCAACCCUCCAGAUUUCUGCCCAGAUGAACAGGCAGUGGAUAGUGGAAUGGAGCCAAUUCUUUAACAAAAUCAUCAGAUUAGCAGAUCCCGAAGAUCUCCGUUCCAUAGAGGAAUCACAUGGAGGAAUGAUGAUGUGGAGAAUGAAGCAACCAUACUUAUCUUGCUUUGAAAUGUCAUUUUUGGAAGACAAUGCAAUAAGAUUCAUUUAAAAUGUUCAGUUGUUGAUCUGGGUCAUUAUCUCCAAUAAGAUAUGUAUACAUGAAUUACUAAUAAUGAGGGAACAAAAAAGUUUUUUAAAUCAAUUGUAGUUUAGCAUUUUAAAGAAUA